GGUAUUCAGGCUUGUUCACUGAAGUGCCGGGCAGGGGAUAGUGACAAAUAGAACUGGCGAACAGAACUAGCGUUAUUGGCUUCCACAAAGGAGUAAAAAGAUCGGCGGAGAGAGAGACCCGCCUGGGCGGCUUCUGCACAUCUGCCCCCAAUCCUAAUGGGGAACAUGCUUGAUGGAAAUUAAAACCCCAAAUCCAUAGGAGACGCUGGAUCUUUACAAGGAGACGGUUGAGUUGUAUCUAGGAUGGGGGACGAGUUAUGUGAACACAUGGUUCCAGGGGAUGGAGCCCUGGCAGAUUGCUGCCAUCACAGUCAUGGCUACUCUGCUGGCAGUGUGGCUACAUGGCUUCCUCUUCAAACGGCAAAGUAUCUCCUCACGGUUAAGGAAGUUCUUCUUCAGGAUCAUAAGGAAAAUGCCGUUCUUUGCUGCUUCAAUACAGAAGAAACUUGACAAAGCACUCAGCGACCUGGCUUCAAGUGUCCUAACCCUAGAAGAUGGAAUGACAUAUGUCACGUCUUUACCGGCACAUGGGCUAACGGAGUCUGAUCUCCUCGCCAAGAUUAAAGAAUACACAACAAUGGGGGAAGUAUGUUGGGAAAAGGGCCAAGUCUCUGGCACCGUGUAUAGUGGCGAGGAACAACUCACAAAACUGAUGGUGAAGGUCUAUGGGGACUUUGCUUGGAGCAAUCCCCUCCACCCGGAUAUCUUCCCUGGAGUGCGAAAGAUGGAGGCAGAGGUUGUUCGGAUGUCUUGCACACUCUUCCAAGGGGGACCUGACUCCUGUGGAACGGUAACGUCUGGUGGAACCGAAAGCAUCCUCAUGGCUUGCAAAGCCUACAGGGACCUUGGGCUCGAAAGGGGAGUGAAGUAUCCGGAAAUCGUCGCUCCAAUAAGUGCCCAUGCGGCUUUCGACAAGGCUGCCCAUUACUUUGGCAUGAAUAUAGUCCAUGUUCCUUUGGAUAAAGAGACAAUGCAGGUGGAUGUGAAGGCCAUGAAAAGAGCCAUUUCUCGGAACACCGUCAUGCUGGUCUGCUCUGCGCCUCAGUUUCCACAUGGAGUCAUGGACCCAGUCGAGCAGAUUGGCAAGCUGGCCCGGGAUUAUGAGAUCCCUCUGCACGUGGAUGCCUGCCUGGGGGGCUUUCUUAUAGUCUUCAUGGAGAAGGCUGGUUAUUCUCUACCACCCUUCGAUUUCCGCGUUAAGGGAGUGACGAGCAUCUCGGCUGAUACGCACAAGUACGGAUAUGCCCCCAAAGGUUCAUCAGUUGUACUAUACAGCGACAAGAAAUAUCGACACUACCAGUUCUUUGUCGCCCCAGACUGGCAGGGAGGUAUCUAUGCAUCACCCACGAUCGCAGGGUCGAGACCAGGUGGGAUCAUUGCUGCUUGCUGGGCAACGAUGAUGUACAAGGGCGAAGAUGGUUACGUGAAGGCUACAAAGAAGAUAAUUGAUACGGCACGACACAUUAUAGCUCAUUUAAAGAAAAUAAAGGAAAUCUUCAUCUUUGGAAAGCCUGAAGUAUCCGUUGUAGCCAUUGGCUCGGACAUUUUUGAUAUAUUCCGAUUAUCAAAUGCAAUGACAUCUAAAGGGUGGAACCUCAACACCUUGCAGUUCCCUUCCAGCAUUCACAUAUGUGUGACGCUCCUGCACACCAGGGGCAGUGUGGCUGACCGGUUUGUGGGGGAUGUUCGUCAGAGCGUGGCUGAAAUAAUGAAAAACCCAGCGGAGAAGACAACUGGGCGGGGUGCGAUCUACGGGAUGGCGCAGUCGAUUCCUGAUCGCUCUCUGGUGACAGAAAUCUCCCAUGGAUUCCUGGACUGCCUCUACAGCACCGAACUUCCCAAUAACGAGAAAAGCCACAUGAAUGGAGACUCGACAAAACACUGAAGAGCACAAAUUAACUUUUUAAAAGAGAAAGGAAAUCAUGGAUUGCGUAGCAAGAGAAAGUUUUAGCAGACAGCUGAGGUGUCCAGAACCAAAUUCUAUUCCUUGCUUUUUGCAGGCAUUUAAAAAUCUGGGAAUAUAUAAUUGGAUAAGGUGGGGUUAAUUUUGUUGUUUUUUAUUUGUUUUUCAUUUGCCACUUCUGAAUCCCAAAAAGCCUUGACUUUGUACUUUUUUUUAAUGUUAUAUCGAAAAUAAUUUCUUUGGCCUGUGAACUGUGUAAUAUUCAAAUGCAAAAUUGAAUAUUUUUUGUUUUUAAGAAAAAAAAAGGGAAUUCGCAGAUUUAUUUGAUGAGAAUGUUCAAAUGGUCAGAGCACUGGUUUCAAUUGUCGACUGAUUUGCCAAGGAUUUGGAGGGAAGUGGCAAUUCACCUUGAUGCCUUUCUAAACUUUCUUUCACAUGAAAUGUCUUGGCAAAAUCUUUCUCGAAGGAGCAAAUUGUAUGUCUGGUCACUUCUGGUCAUUCUUGCUGUAAGCCCGGAGUACUGGGUAGUGCUUAGAGUGAUGGGGAGGGAUGUUGGUACCCGGAGCAGAAGGAGGGAAUGAUGAAUGUGUGCUGCUCACCUGUAGACAGGUAAAGGCCCAUCUGGUUGAGGCAGCUUACCACAGAGCAGGUGUCCUGGAAUGGCAGUCGCUGUUUGGUUCUAUUCACAUUGCAAUUGUAUUUGACAUUGCAAUAGAAUCUGACCUUUUGAGGGAACUGUGACCUUGUGAAUUGAUGUGACAAUGGCAGGGGUUAGUUACUGAGCUCAUCAUUCAUGUUCGUAACCAAGUCACUCUUGAUGUACAUUUACAGCUCACUCGUACUGUUUGAACGUUCGCUGGUUGCAUUUCGCUGGCCCCAUGUUUCCACGUAAUCCUGGAACGAGCAACUUCGCCUUCACCCUCAACCAACAUACGGUUUUAAACUCUAAAUAAGACAACUGUUAUAAUUACUGACAGACCGGAGACUGGCUUCUCCGCUGCCUUGGAAAUUUCAUUCUUGCACUAUUGCUGUGCAAUUUUGUAAUCUGAUUGUUGACAUCAAUCAGAUAUUCGGACAAGGAUGUGAUUUUAUUUUUUCACAGAAGUGACACCCAACUUGCUCCUUUGAGACUGCGUGAAUUCUUUCUUUCAGUGUCCCCCAUUGUUGAAGUUGGUGGUUUGAAAUAUUUCAGAGCGUGUCAUAGAGUCUGUGUUUCACUUGUGUUGGUGUCAGUGUUUUUGGAUUCUUCCAUUGCUUACUUACUUGUGGCAGGGUCUAAGACUGCAUCUGACUGUUAGUGAUGCCUUCAGAUACUGUACUACCUGCAGCAAGUGCUCGAGCUGUAACUCUCCAUGUUGCACACCAGUGCAUGCUUUAUCAGGGAGCAUAUGAGUAAUAGUGGCAAGAUUUUAACGGUACUUUAGUGCUAUCUUUAAAAACAGGCUUGAUUUGUACUAAUUCUUGAACAUAAUCAAUUUUUCUCCUGGUACACAGCAGUACAAAUUCCACUCUAGCAUUUUUAUCUUUAACACAAUGUUCUGAUGCACUCCCCAAAGUCACCUGCCAGUGGAACUCCUGCCACUUGUUGUCUCCCGUCCUUCCACGCUGUUAUUCAUGCAGUUAGAGACCUGAGGCAGGGAACUUGAAUAUGGAAACUUGAAGGAGCAUGACGCUCCACGAAAUGCCCCCACCCCUCCCUGGGUUGAACUGUGAAAUGCUGGCAAUGUCGGGUUAUAAACCAGUGUCCACUGGGCAAAGCACAUAUACUCUGCCCCACUCUAUUUGCCCACAAUGUGAGCUCCACAGGUUCUGAGCAAUGCAGGCAGUGAAGACCAGGCACACCAAGUUCCUGCAGAGGCAUCGUUCACAGCAGUCAAUGGAAGCUUCACCACUUGCCCCCAUCUAUCAGUGGCUCCAGGUAGGCUCAUUCUAUUCUCACUCUAGUCCCUUGUGAAUGGGCUGCAUCUUGUACUUGUCAGGUGUUUCUAUGGGAAAUUUUUUGCAAUGAUUUCUGAUUUAAAAAAAAUAUAUACAUUGGCCUCUAUAAUGUUUGGGACAAAGACUCAUCAUUUAUUUAUUUGCCUCUGUUCUCCACAAUUGGAGAUUUGUAAUAGAAAGAAAAAAUCACAUGGUUAAAGUGCACAUUGUCAGAUUUUAAUAAAGGCCAUUUUUAUACAUUUUGGUUUCACCAUGUAGAAAUUACAGCAGUGUUUAUACAUAGUCCCCCCCCCCCCCCCCCCCCCCCCAUCUCAGGGCACCAUAAUGUUUGGGACAGAGCAAUGUCAUGUAAAUGAAAGUAAUCAUGUUUUGUGUUUUGUUGCAUGCAAUGACUGCUUGAAGUCUGCGAUUCAUGGACAUCACCAGUUGCUGGAUGUCUUCUCUGGUGAUGCUCUACCAGGCCUGUAAUGAAUUGAAUUGAAUACUUUAUUUGUCAUUCAGACCUUUCGGUCUGAACGAAAUGUCGUUGCAGCCAUCUUUAGAUUAGGCUUGUUUUGACGACUAGUCCCCUUCAGUUUUCUCUUCAGCAUAUAAAAGUCAUGCUCUAUUGGGUUCAGGUCAAGUGAUUGACUUGGUCAUUCAAAAAUUGACAAUUUUUUAGCUUUGAAAAACUCCUAUGCUGCUUUAGCAGUCUUUUUGGAAUCAUUGGCUUGCUGUAGAAUGAACCGCCGGCCAAUGAGUUUUGAGGCAUUUUUCUGAACUUGAGCAGAUAGGAUGUGUCUAUACACAUCAGAAUUCAUUAUGCUACUACCUUCAGCAGUUGUAUCAUCAAUGAAGAUAAGUGAGCCAGUACCUUCAGCAGCCAUACAUGCCCAGGCCAUAACACCCCCACCACUGUGUUUCACAGAUGAGGUGGUGUGCUCUGGAUCUUUGGCAGUUCCUUCUCCGUACUUUGCUCUUGCCAUCACUGAUAUGUUAAUCUUCGUCUAAUCUGUCUCCCAAGACAUUUUUCCAGAACUGUGGUUGCUCUUUUAAGUACUUCUUGGUAAACUGUAACCUGGCCAUCUUAUUUUUGCGGCUAACCAGUGGUUUGCAUCUUGCAGUGUAGCCUCAGUAUUUCUGUUCAUAAAGUCUACUGCGGACAGUGGCCAUUGACAAAUCCAUACCUGACUCCUGAAGAGUGUUUCUGAUCUGUCGGACAGGUGUUUGAGGAUUUUUCUUCUAGAGAAUUCUAUAGAGAAUUCUUCUGUCAUCAGCUGUGGAGGUCUUCCUUGCCCUGCCAGUCCCUUUGCGAUUAGUAAGCUCACCAGUGCUCUCUUUCUUCUUAAUGAUAUUCCAAACAGUUGAUUUUGGUAAGCCUAAUCUGAUGCCUCUAACAGUUGAUGCCUCUAACAGUUUUAUUCUUGUUUCUCAGUCUCAUAAUGGCUUCUUUGACUUUCAUUGCCACAACUUUGGUCCUCGUGUUGAUAAACAGCAAAACGUUUCCAAAGGUGAUGGAAAGUCUAGGAGCUGAGAGUUAUCAUAAGGAGGCAUUUAAACAUCCCCGAGCAAUUAGAAACACCAGUGAAGCCAUGAGUCCCAAACAUUAUGGUGCAUUGAAAUCGGGGGACUAUGUAUAAACACAGCUGUAAUUUCUACAUGGUGAAAGCAAAAUGUAUAAAAAAUUAUCUUUAUUCAAAUCUGACAAUGUGCACUUUAACCACUUGAUUUUUUUUCUAUCACAAAUCUCAAAUUGUGGAGUACAGAGGCAAAUAAAUAAAUGAUGGGUCUUUGUCCCAAACAUUAUGGAGGGCACUGAUGGAGAGCCUUACUGUCGUGCAAAACAAACUGUUAUCAACAUUCCCUAGGUUUAAGCCAUAUCUAACACGCUCACAUUCCAGCCUUUAAGAGUUUGUAAAUGCAUUCCAUUGCCUUGCAGUUUUCCUGGUGCACACCCAAAGCAGUGUUGUAAGGGCCAGUGUGGCGAAUAAAUGCAAACUCUGCAUGUUGGGUUCCACUCGGGCUGCACCACUGUACUCUGCAGGUGGAAUUGACUGUUGAAUUCAUAAACUGAACCUAACUCUUUUGUCCAUUUCCCCUUGGCUUUGCUCUGCUGCGUGUUUGAAAAGCAGGGAGACAGUCCAUGAAAUCUUCCGCAUGAUGUGAAGAGGCAAGAUAUACCUCUUGCUCCUGCAAACCUGUCCCCACAUUUCAGUCCGGUUAAGCAACAGAUGCGUUGCAUGGUGCGUGGCGCCCUUUUUUUUAUUUUUCAUUUGAGUGCUUGUGUGGCACUGGUCUCCAUCUAAACCAUCUGACAACCCCGCUGAGGAGUGCUUGCCACAAGGUAGCCCAGGAUUGCCUAUUUUAAUUUAAUGCCAGUUUGUUUCUAGGUGGAGCAGAGCGAAUGUGUGUCUUGGGACAUUUGUAGUGACUGGAGGAGGCAAAUGCAGCAGCUAGUUUGUAUACAGCUGUGUUAACCCUGCACCUCUAUUACUGUUGGAAAAUCAUCCAAAUUAAUUUGGUGUAAUAUGUAUUAACGAGUUUGUAAUUGAUAUUUGGUAAUAAACUUAAUUUGUUGAAACUG
Messenger RNA from Leucoraja erinaceus (little skate), 6404 nucleotides. It is a transcript of the gene sgpl1, whose product is annotated as sphingosine-1-phosphate lyase 1. Bases 281 to 1885 code for a protein of 534 amino acids. Gene Ontology annotation, cellular component: endoplasmic reticulum. The transcript has 14 exons. Gene Ontology annotation, biological process: carboxylic acid metabolic process; sphingolipid catabolic process. NCBI's taxonomy places the organism in Eukaryota, Metazoa, Chordata, Chondrichthyes, Rajiformes, Rajidae. Gene Ontology annotation, molecular function: pyridoxal phosphate binding; sphinganine-1-phosphate aldolase activity. The record is from RefSeq and is a predicted model, not a curated record.